CCCUUGCCCGCGUCUCGCCUCCCCGGGGCUCCGGAAGGGAAGGAGGCGUGUCCAGAGCAGGCGGGAGGGAUCUAUAUAAAAGCGCUGGCAGCGCGGUGGCCCGGGCUUCACUCGCUGCCUCGCGCUGGGACCGGGAGCGCUGCGGGAAGCACGGGCCGUAGAGAGGGCGCUGCGCUCGGGCUGCCCAAUGCUCGGACUAUCUGCCGCCGCUGCUCGUGCAAUAUGCUGGAGCCCCAGAACAGCUAAACGGAAUCGCCACACCGCUGCUUGGGCUGGAUCGCAGCGCUGCCUUUCCUUAUGAAGAAGACACAAACUUGGAUUAUCACUUGCAUUUAUCUUCAACUGCUCCUGUUUAAUCCUCUGGUCAAAACUAAAGGGAUUUGUGGGAAUCCUGUGACUGAUAAUGUAAAAGACAUCACAAAAUUGGUGGCAAAUCUUCCAAAAGACUAUUUGAUAACCCUCAACUAUGUCACCGGGAUGGACGUUUUGCCUAGCCAUUGUUGGUUACACGAGAUGGUAAUACAGUUGUCAGUCAGCCUGACUAAUCUUCUGGACAAGUUUUCAAAUAUUUCUGAAGGCUUGAGUAAUUAUUCUAUCAUAGACAAACUUGGGAAAAUAGUGGAUGACCUUGUGGAGUGCGUGGAAGAAAACUCACCUAAGAAUGUAAAAGAAUCAUCUAAGAGGCCAGAACCCAGGCUCUUUACUCCAGAAGAAUUCUUUAGAAUUUUUAAUAGAUCCAUUGAUGCCUUCAAGGACUUUAUGGUGGCAUCUGAAACUAGUGAUUGUGUGGUUUCUUCAACAUUAAGUCCUGAGAAAGAUUCCAGAGUCAGUGUCACAAAACCAUUUAUGUUACCCCCUGUUGCAGCCAGCUCCCUUAGGAAUGACAGCAGUAGCAGUAAUAGGAAAGCAGCAAAUUCCAUUGAAGACCCCAGCCUGCAGUGGGCAGCCAUGGCUUUGCCAGCAUUCUUUUCCCUUGUAAUUGGCUUUGCUUUUGGAGCCUUAUACUGGAAGAAGAAACAACCAAAUCUUACAAGGGCAGGAGAAAAUAUACAGAUUAAUGAAGAGGAUAAUGAGAUAAGUAUGUUGCAAGAAAAAGAGAGAGAGUUUCAAGAAGUGUAAUUGUGGCUUGUAUCAACACUGUUACCUUCAUACAUUGGCUGGUAACAGUUCAUGUUUGCUUCAUUAAUGAAGCAGCUUUAAACAAAUUCCUAUUCUGUCUGAAGUGACAGACCUCAUCUUUAUCUGUUCUUGCUACCCAUGGCUUUAUAUGGAUGAUUCAGAAAUUGGAACAGAGUGUUUUACUGUGAAACUGGCACUGCAUUAAUCAUCUAUAAAGAAGAACUUGCAUGGAGCAGGACUCUGUUUUCAGGACCUGGGGGUCUUAUAGUCUCAUUCAGAACUUGCAAGUGAUGACGGGCAAGAAAGCAUGUGUCCCAGUUUGCAGGCACCAUUUGCAUGCCUCCAGGAGUGUCUAAGUGCUGAGAAACCGCACAGCUUUACUCUUCAGUUACCGCCUGAAGCCUAUAGUCAUUCUGGUCUCUGCAAGUAGAUGUCAGCCAAGAUAGUUGGGGGAAUACAUUUUUUUCUAAAAGGGAUCUAGAAAACUAUUGGGAAAAAAAAAAAAAAAAAGAGAGUGAGAAAUCAGUAGCA
Molecule: messenger RNA, 1650 nt
Organism: Sciurus carolinensis (gray squirrel)
Lineage: Eukaryota; Metazoa; Chordata; Mammalia; Rodentia; Sciuridae
Gene: Kitlg
Product: KIT ligand
Exons: 10
Coding region: 298-1119 (273 amino acids)
Biological process (GO): positive regulation of cell population proliferation; cell adhesion
Cellular component (GO): plasma membrane
Molecular function (GO): cytokine activity; stem cell factor receptor binding
Source: RefSeq, a predicted model, not a curated record